AAACUAUCUGGAGGAAGAGACUUGUCUGAUGCCGUGCACAAUCCCUUCCUCUCAAAAAGAAACUUCUUGAAAGAAAUCAUCCUGAACAAGACUGUUAAAUCUUUUUCAACAAAUCUACAAUCACUGAACGAACCACCAGCGCUUAAAAAUGAGCUACCAGCGCAAUAACACCAAUAAUGCUUACCAAGGCUACGUCGACCCAUGGGUACAUGGAAGUUCAAGCGAACAAGUCAACCAUGGAAGAGCCUUCCUCCAAAGCCGGACAAGAGUCAACCGAGGAAAUCGAUUCCAGUCGCGAGGAAGACGGAAUUUCCAGGCUAGGAGUGUAGAGGCGCACAGAGAGAGUGUGGGUAUGGAUAAUAGUGAAUCGUUCGAAAAGGCGAUCAGAGGAAAACUAUUAGCAGGACUGAAAGAUGAAGCAACAGGCGUUGCUACUAAAAAAGCAGCACUAACGGAGACUGCAGUACCAUUACAAAUUUCAACGAGACAGAUUGGAUUCGGACUAACUAAUAUGCUAAACACUGCCAAUGUCGAUCAAAAGCUGUCGCAAAUGGCCAACGCAAAUAGAGGCACCAUUAACCAAUACUAUCGCAUCGGAUUAAGCCUUAUUGAAACAAAAUUAUUUAAAACAUCAACAAGAAUCUCAGAAGCCAUUGAUGAAAUAGAAGAGCUACCGAAAUUGAAGCGUGACACCGAGUUUCAAAAUAUAAGUACAACCGCAGUUCGGGUUCCUGAACCAAUUGCGACUUUUGUAAAUUCAAUCGGAUUGUUUAAAGAUACAACCGAAUCAUGUUUUACUUCCAUGCCUGUGGAUCACAUCUCAGAGACAGGAGAGUUCGUUCCGCUUCCUGAAAAUCUACGGAUCAGCAAUCUUCGUCAGACUGUUGUGGCAUUAUCAAAUCCAGCUACACAAGAAGCUACAAGAACAUAUUUUGAAGAGCACAACCCUAUCCCUGGGACAAUAUGGGCAAACCAUUUGCUCUUGAAUCCUGAUGACAUAAUCGGAGAAAAAUAUGGAGCUACUGAAUUGGAAGAUGACCUAAACGCCAUUGGUCCACAUGCCCAAAGGCUGUUUGAGAAAUAUCCAAAGUGCUUGGGACGCAUCAACUGGGAGAAGUACAAUGUAGGAAAAGAAAUAUUUGUUUCAUGUGACAUCGCUGAAAUGCAUGUUAUGCCAAGAAGAGAAAACGAAGAAGAAAGUGCUUACACUACCAGAAACCAUGUUCAUGGCGAUCACAAAGUCUUCAAAAUGCGAUUUCCAAUGAAGGAAGCUGAGUUACGCAAAGGCAUUAACUUGCUGAUGGGUGAGGUUACUAGUGUACGGACUCGCCGAAUUUUGUACACGCCAAGAAUCCCACGAUACCUCAGGUAUAAAUCGACGAUGGUGAAUUACAAAUCCGUCAUCAACAUGAGGUUUAAAGUAACAUUUAUCAAAGCUAACGGUGAUCGAGUUACUUCCAAAGGGAAAGAAGGUGAUUCUCUUCUGGACGUAGUUGUCAACAAUAAUUUAGACUUUGAUGGAUUUGGUGCUUGUGAAGGAACCCUCACCUGUUCCACAUGUCAUUGCAUCUUCAAACAAGAAGACUACGACAGAUUACCUGAGAAGCCGUGUGAUGAGGAACUGGAUAUGCUGGAUCUAGCAUAUGAUCUUACACCAACGUCGAGACUUGGAUGUCAAAUACUACUUUCAAAAGAUUUGGACGGUGUUGAAGUUAGGAUACCAGCAACAGUGAAUGAUGCAAGAUCGUGACUUUUUCGUGGUUUAUUUCUCAGCGGAAAACAACCUAUAGGCAAUAUUUUGGUACUUUAACAAUAGAAAGCUCUGGACUAUGUUUAUUUAGAGUACUUAUAUGAAGUCACAGACUUUGCAAUUCUUAAUGUAACAAUUGUUUGUAAUGUCCGUAAUCUCUUAUACUUGAUGGUGAUAUUAUAAUAUAACUUAUAACUCAAUAUUGUUAUGGAUAAUUUUGUUACUUAUUAUGAUAGGUAAAAAUCUUACUGAAAUUAGUAAAAUUCUUAUGUUAUCUUUUUAGGGCCCAUAUUUUAACUAACUAAAUUUUCAAUAGACCUAGUUUAUUGUUUAAUAAAUAGAUGCAGGUAAUAACUCUACAAAUCAGGGUAAAAUAAGUAGCUUAUUAUUCUGUCCUGAAGAGUAAAGUAUUUAGUUAACUAAAUUUGUUUAAUGUAAGUUACAUGACAUAUAACUUACUUCAAUGUAUUUUUGCUCUCCUUAUUUAAACUCUUUUGUACAGUAUCAUAUUGACAGCAGAGGACUAUGAACACUUGAAAUGUUGUCUUCCAAAAUGACAUCGGAAUUUAAAAUAGU
Molecule: messenger RNA, 2326 nt
Organism: Macrosteles quadrilineatus (aster leafhopper)
Lineage: Eukaryota; Metazoa; Arthropoda; Insecta; Hemiptera; Cicadellidae
Exons: 5
Coding region: 149-1750 (533 amino acids)
Biological process (GO): positive regulation of oxidoreductase activity; P450-containing electron transport chain
Cellular component (GO): mitochondrion
Molecular function (GO): 2 iron, 2 sulfur cluster binding
Source: RefSeq, a predicted model, not a curated record